Exophiala xenobiotica is the source of this 4856-nucleotide messenger RNA. RefSeq lists its product as uncharacterized. Gene Ontology annotation, cellular component: chromosome, telomeric region; nuclear telomere cap complex. Gene Ontology annotation, molecular function: telomerase inhibitor activity; G-rich strand telomeric DNA binding. The transcript has a single exon. The record is from RefSeq and is a predicted model, not a curated record. Gene Ontology annotation, biological process: regulation of telomere maintenance via telomerase; telomere capping. Lineage: Eukaryota; Fungi; Ascomycota; Eurotiomycetes; Chaetothyriales; Herpotrichiellaceae. Bases 136 to 4602 code for a protein of 1488 amino acids.
CAACGGUCUCUGUGGUCUCUCAAACACCAGCAGACAAGACAUUCCAUGCCAUUCCAACACGUCGCAGCGCAUACAACGCGACCAAGAUAUGGCCGUUCAUCCCGAUCCUGAUCCCUCCUGUCCGCCGCUGCCAUCAUGACCACUCGGGCAAACCCAGAUGUACCUCCUACACAGCCCACGUUCGAGCCCGCCGACCCUGUUUCCAUCGCCGACCUGUCUCCAGUUCCUGCCAAUUCCUCAUCGCAUAUCCUUGCAAAUGUCGCCCUUGUCUGGCCCUAUUCCAGCUCCACAGGCACACUCGCGCUGUUAUUGGCAGACCCCGAUAUCCGGGCUAGGAAGGCAAGAGGACAGGUCAAGGUAGUCUUUCGUGAUGGAAGUGCCCGAGAAGUUGCGAGGACAAAAGUCGGAAUUGGGGACACGAUACGCCUCGCCCUGGUUGGAUGUGAAUGGGAAGAGACCGGAGAGACUGUAUCAACACCGGGAAAGAAGAUAGACUGGGACUUGGAAUUCAAGAGCCGGGUCAUCAUCCAGGUCUCGCGCGACGAUGCGGUGAUCGCUAGCCUGAACUACACGGCACCUGAAGACGAUAUACCUACCACUAAUGGACCGCUGGAAAUUCUCAGCACCCUCCGAGAUAUACGGCCUCAGUUGAACGGUACUCUAGACCAUGAACCAAGUACUAUCCACGUUCCCUUCGUCACACCUUCAAAGUCGGCCACGAAAUUCCACGGCACGACUUUCUUUGAUGCCUCGCUAGACCCUUUCACGGAAGACGAUGGGUAUGGUCAAGGCCGAGGGCGUAAACGCACAAAGUUUGCCAGACAUAGCGGAGCAUGGAAUCUGGUCAACUCAGAAGACGAAGAAACUCCUGUUCGGACACCACAGCAACCUGCAACCACCGUAGCGCUCGUUCAAACUCCGAGCCGUGAACAAGAUAACCUGGCCUCAAGCCCGCUGGGAGACGCGUCUGUGGACGGAAAUUCACCUCGAGAACAGCGCCGGAUUCAAGAAGAAGGCCAUGCUACCAGUCAAGAAUAUGCUCAAGAACAUCGCGCUAAAGAGGACCUCCUUCAUCAGGUUGAAGCGAAUUCCUUUGUUCGCCAGCAAACCACCGCUGGAACUAAACACCGCAAUCAAUUGCAGGGUAAUGUAGACAGUGGAUACAUUGCAGAGCAGCCGUCUGCUCAGGAGGAACAACUUGCGCACAACAUUGUCGGCGAAACUGCGAACAACGACCAGCCUGCUCAGCCAACAGAGCAACUCUUGUCACAAUCAGUCGUCAUGGGUCCUCCGCAGACGCCAAUGAGAAUUUCCCAUCUCCCUACACCAGAAGAAUUUGCUGUCGGCAGCUCUAGCGGUGCAGCUUCUGACGCCACGAGUACACCCCGUCUUCAUCCUCUGGCAUCUCCAGGACUCCCUCUCGUAUCACCCCUAGUUCGAAGGCAUGGCGUGGCGACUGGCUAUUUCCCUCCUUUCCAAGAAGGUCUUUCUCAGCUGGACGCAACAAGAGUUGUAGCAGCUGAUGAGGAAGCCAAUCAGCAAGGUGAGGCUCUGGUUGGGAUCCAGGACGCACCCAUUGGUCAUAGUAGGACAUAUGAUAUGAACCAGGAAGCAUCAAAGUUCCAUGAUGAAUUGGACACAUCGCUUGACGCUGUUGAGGAACCUUUCAACCAGAGACCGGCAUUGGCCAGUGCAAGCCCGCAUCCACCGAUUGAGCCUCAUCUCCAGUCCCCAUCAACCAAUCAAGAUUUUGAGGCACCGACAGCGGCUAGCCAUAAUUUGAAUGAGGCAUUGCAGAAUAAACACCCCGAAAUCACGGCAACCGAACAGUGGUUAUCCAGCGCGGAGCUGACGAUUGCCCAUGAGCUUUUGAAGCCUGACAACGAGUCCCAGAAUCUCCGUGCUAGGCAUCAGGCUGCUGAGAUCAUCGAGAUAGAAGAUGACGAUCUUUACGGAGCACCACCUGAUAUUGCAAAGAAGCCUGCGCCUCCCUCACGGGAGUUAACCUCGCCUAGCCAGCAGAAGAGUCCUUCGGAUGUGGUCGAGCAAUUUUUUCAGAUGUCGCCCGUGGCUGCAGCGACUGGCCAAGGGCCGGAGACUUUGGAAGGAUCCGCCUCCAGAAGAGCUCCAGAGGAGAUGACGGAGGUGGACCUGGGUAUCAGUACUGUCAAUUAUCGCUCGCCUAGUAUCUACGAUGGAGAUUCAUUUCCUCCUGAGCAGCAGUGGGAGCGACCAAAGAGCUCUCACUACAUCAAUCGUGGAUCCCCAACAAGCCACACUCCUGCUGUUUCUUCCUUGGAUGGCAAUGUUGAUGAGUCGGAAGGGUCUGCUCUUGCUCAAGGGCGUAUUGCUGAUGUCUCGGAGGCUCUAACGUGGAUGUUGGACCAUUCCCCGGGCAUGAAUCAACCUGCAGGUGCGGACAUUGACAUGGCUGACGAAUCUAGAGACCCAUCUCUACAGCAAACGUCGAAAGCAACCGCACAUGAGGUAGUUGAGAUCAUCAUGGAAAAGGCUGAUGAAACUGGUAUUCAAGAAGCAGAAGACGUUGCUAUCGGAGGUGAACUGCCCAGUGUUCCACAAAAGCCAGACGUAGUAACCCACCCUGCGACCAUCGGAGUUGUGGAGCUGGAUCACUCUCUUGUUGAAAUGCCUCAGGUCAUCAUAGAGGAGAGCCAGGAGAUACUUGGCAGCCUGCGAGAAGAGCGCUUCGGCAAAGAUGAAGCCAGUGGUGAUCAAGAAGCAGAGGAAAUCACCAUCAUUGAGGAGCGCCAGGUCUUCAUCUCGCAGGAAGGGGACGUUCCAGACAACUCUUUGGCUCCGACUUCCGGCCUCGAAGCUGGUGGACAAUUACUAAGUCCAGAUCAGACCCAGCUUGACCACCCCUUUGUUGAUCGUAAUGGCGAAAUGAUGUCUCCUCAAUGGCAUCCUUCCAUCGCGCAUGGGCUACCAACGCCUGUUCAGACGCAGGAAGAGCCUAUAGCUUCAUCCAUCGAGGAAACAACUAGGAGCCAGCCAGACGAAGUCGCAGCUCCUGUAAUCCGACCUCAGCCCCAAGCUGAAACUCCUGCACCACGCCGCAUCUCUCAACGACUAUCAGUCCGGCGCCCCAUCAUGCCGAGCGAUAUUUCCAGUCCAUACUUUACGCCUCGCCGGCCUUCGCGAGAACCAUCGUCCUCCCCUAUGAGAAAGGAAUAUCUUAAGCCUUUUGUGCCAUCCGUCAGCAGCCCGUCAUCACCUCCAGUACAUGGGCGCGAGGCUUCAGCUGAAGCACAGGAACCAUUUGCUCAGAUCAAUGGUGAGAAGAAAAUGAUAAUACAGAAUCACCAGGAAGUACAAGCUUUCGCGCCGCGAGCUAUGGGCACCACGACACCUCUUGCAUACUAUCCAUACCUCACAUCCCUUCACGAGCACUUCAGUCAAUUGGUCGACAUCAUUGCCGUGUGUAUUCAGGACUGUCCACAACCAGAACGUGCAAAGUCGGGGCCCAAAGACUACCACACAACACUGAGGCUAGUAGACUCAUCCUGCCAGUCUGACGCAGUCACCGUCCAAAUCUUUCGACCCGUCAAGACAGCGCUACCCACUCCUCGACGCGGCGAUGCGCUUCUUCUUCGAAAUUUCAAAGUUCAGACUCUGAACAGAAAGUUCAUGCUUUUGAGCACGGAAUCAUCCUCCUGGGCGAUCUUUCAAGCAAGCCAUGAUGGGAAGUCUCGUUGGACUGAUGUUCUUACCCCUGGCCCUCCCGUGGAGUAUGGUCCUCACGAAGAGCAAUAUGCCAGCUCGCUACUUUCAUGGUGGGAAGAAGAUGGCAACAAUCGUUUCGAAUCCUCGAACCAAGAUAUGACCAAGACAAACAUGUCGAAUGGAGUCAAGGUAUCCCGUCAGUCACCCAACAAGCCCUUGCCAGCUAGCCGGCGAAGAGGCAAUCGGGCCGACAACUUUGGCAAUGAGGGUGACGUUACCGAAGACGCCGAAGGAGAAGUUCAUGAAAGCAUUCCGUCGACUGAUACGACCGAUCACGACCCCAACGGAUCGACCACUUCGAUUGCGCCUUCAAGUCCUACGGCUGCCAUGACCGAACCCACACCGCGACGAAGUGUCCGACUCAGACAGUCUGCGAGUCCAGCGAAGGAAUUGAAGAAUGGCUCGCAAGAUGCCCCUGAUCAUGGUGGCGAUGAUCAUGAAGCCAAUGGGACUUCUGGAAACUGGUCAAAGGAAAGCAAUCGUCGUAGACAAUCUACGAUCUCGAUUGUGCCUUCGAGUCCCGAUAUGGCGAUGAAAGAAGCCACGCCACAACGAACUUCGCGGCCUAGAAGAUCUGCCACUCCGAUGCAGGAUGUCAGCUUCAGCGGCAACGACGAAGCGGGUACAAGCCCGGAGAACCUGAGAAAUGGUCGCAGAGGGUCAACCGUUUCAAUCGCCUCUUCAACACCUAAGCCUGGGACAAAGGAAGCGGGGCGUCGGCGCAGUGGGAGACAUAGGAAAUCACCUAGCUUGGUCCAUGAGUUGCGAGAUGGGACAAAGUACGUGGAUGACGGACAGCCUCGAAGGGCCAGUGUUGUGCACGAGUUGAGAGAUGGGGCCACAUAUGUUGAUGAGUGAUUGAAGUGCCGGGCUAUGGGCAGCGUGAUCAGCUGGAUGUGUAGAGCUUUUCUUGUCGAGAGGGAGAGAGGCCUGACACGUACGGCGGGUGUGCAUGUUUGCAAAAGGCGUGGUCCAGGCAAGGCCGAGGGCUCGAUUAUGCUGCAACCCUUGGACUGGAAUGGGCGGGAUUGGAUUGCGUAGCACAGCAAAGAUAUCAGAGAUAUCGUCGGCCUCUCGUGAAAACUGGCACAUAGAGCCGGCCAGGUAAAUAC